This is a messenger RNA of Knipowitschia caucasica, 810 nucleotides long. The record is from the annotation of a GenBank genome assembly. NCBI's taxonomy places the organism in Eukaryota, Metazoa, Chordata, Actinopteri, Gobiiformes, Gobiidae.
AUGCGUGAGCGAGGCUUGGACGAGGCUUCUGAUGAAGAGGAUGAGGCCUCUGAUGAAGACGACGAGGCUUCUGAUGAAGAGAAUGAAGCAGACUCUGGCUACGGCAGUCUCUCAGAGGAGGACGUCAGUGAAGAGGAAGACGAGGACACGGAGGGUGAAGAGGAAGACGAGGACACAGAGGGUGAAGAGGAAGACGAGGACACGGAGGGUGAAGAGGAAGACGAGGACACGGAGGGUGAAGAGGAAGACGAGGACACGGAGGGUGAAGAGGAAGCCGAGGACACGGAGGGUGAAGAGGAAGACGAGGACACGGAGGGUGAAGAGGAAGACGAGGACACAGAGGGUGAAGAGGAAGACGAGGACACGGAGGGUGAAGAGGAAGACGAGGACACGGAGGGUGAAGAGGAAGACGAGGACACGGAGGGUGAAGAGGAAGACGAGGACACGGAGGGUGAAGAGGAAGAAGAGGACCCGGAGAGUGAAGAGGAAGACCAGGGUAUUCCUUCACCCCCCCGUGGGACCCCCCUGCGGACGUGGAGGAUCCUGUGGAGGGUCCUCAGCCGCGACCAGCGAGCAGCAAGCCCUCCUCCAGCGCCCUGUCCCGUCUUUGAAGAGGAGCGUCGUCCAGGGGGGUCCAGACGCCACAGGGAUGAAGAUGAAGAGGAAGAGCCCAUCUCCAAGAGGCCACGCUUCUCCAACUCUGAGGACAUCGAGGAGGAGCCCACCCCCUCCACCUCUGCUGGGACGUCCGGGGGAUUCGUCCACUACUUCCAGCAGCUCCCCCGGCUCCAAGACUCUGAUUCUGACUGA